This is a messenger RNA of Coffea eugenioides, 1476 nucleotides long. Its product is annotated as L-idonate 5-dehydrogenase-like. The transcript has 6 exons. Gene Ontology annotation, molecular function: oxidoreductase activity, acting on the CH-OH group of donors, NAD or NADP as acceptor; zinc ion binding. Bases 90 to 1172 code for a protein of 360 amino acids. NCBI's taxonomy places the organism in Eukaryota, Viridiplantae, Streptophyta, Magnoliopsida, Gentianales, Rubiaceae. The record is from RefSeq and is a predicted model, not a curated record.
UAAAAUGAUAAACUUGAUAAGCUUGAUCAGCACCACCACCACCAUCAAGAACCUUGUGCAUACUUAGUACACAAAGAGAACGAGAUCCAAUGUCUCGUGAGAACAAGACCGAAGAAGAUGGAAAAGAAAACAUGGCAGCUUGGCUUGUCGGGAUAAAAACGCUUCGAAUUCAACCUUACACUCUCCCGCCACUUGGCCCUCACGACGCCAAAAUUCGCAUCAAAGCGGUUGGGAUUUGCGGAAGUGAUGUCCAUCACUUCAAGCACAUGAGGUGUGCAAAUUUUGUGGUGAAAAAGCCUAUGGUAAUCGGGCAUGAAUGCGCUGGUGUCGUAGAAGAAGUAGGCAGCCAAGUGAGGUCUCUCACUGUGGGCGAUCGUGUUGCUUUGGAGCCAGGCAUUAGUUGCGGGAGAUGCAAUUCUUGCAGGGUUGGCUGCUAUAAUCUGUGCUCAGAAAUGAAAUUCUUUGGCUCUCCUCCAACUAAUGGUUCUCUAGCCACUAUGGUCCUCCAUCCUGCGAACUUGUGUUUCAAAUUACCCGAUAAUGUAAGCUUAGAAGAAGGGGCGAUGUGUGAACCUUUGAGCGUAGGAGUCCAUGCUUGUCGGCGUGCUAAUAUUGGUCCAGAGACUAAAGUAUUGAUCGUGGGAGCAGGUCCAAUAGGUCUGGUUAGUAUGCUGGCAGCUCGAGCUUUUGGAGCCCCCAAAAUAGUCAUGGUUGACAUAGAUGAUUGCCGCUUAUCAUUUGCCAAAAAGCUUGGUGCAGAUGGAACAAUCCUAGCUUCCACGAAGAUUGAGGAUGUGCAGGAUGAAGUUAUUCAGAUUGAAAAUGCAAUCGGUGCCCGUGUUGAUGUAAGCUUUGAUUGUGUUGGUAUGGAUAAGACCAUGACAACUGCCCUGAGUGCUACUCGUGCCGGCGGGAAAGUAUGCCUCGUGGGGCUUGCCCAGAGCCAAAUGAGUAUCCCUCUUACUCCAGCUGCCGCAAGGGAAGUUGAUGUUAUAGGCAUAUUCAGGUACAGGAAUACGUGGCCACUUUGCAUCGACUUCUUAAGGACUGGCAAGAUAGAUGUGAAGCCUCUCAUAACUCACAGAUUUAGCUUUAGCCAGCAGGAUGUGGAGAAAGCAUUUGAAACCACAGCCCGGGGUGGUAAUGCCAUCAAGGUCAUGUUUAAUCUAUAGCUUUGACAAAUUGUGCGUUAAAAGUGUCAGACAGAGAGAGCUGGCUGGCUUUUCUUCCCCAGGGCUUCACGGCCAGCCACCAAAUCUAUCUGAAUGUCCUUCCCUUUUCUGUGUGCUAAAUAAAUAACAACAGAUUUCUGCGAUUAAGAUAUUGAAGUUGCUAUCAGAGUUGCAACUGCCUUCAAAGAUCUUGCUGUAAAUUAGGAUACAAUUUGUAAUAUUGGUAAUAUGUCUAAAAAACCUCCUUCUCGAUUGUGAAAUAAGCACUAUCUGUUGACAUGCCUUGAAUCAGGUUUUCGACCUU